Messenger RNA from Penicillium nucicola, 2088 nucleotides. RefSeq lists its product as uncharacterized. Lineage: Eukaryota; Fungi; Ascomycota; Eurotiomycetes; Eurotiales; Aspergillaceae. The transcript has a single exon. The coding region runs from base 1 to 2088 and encodes 695 amino acids. The record is from RefSeq and is a predicted model, not a curated record.
AUGUCUCACGUUCACCAUGCCGGCUUGGUGAUGAGGCAUGCCCCCGUUCGCCGGGAUGUCGUCCCUUCACAUCGCCUACCAUUCCUUGUUCCUAGUACCACACCUUUAGCUACAAUACCCUCUCUGGUGGCUCGAGCUCCCGAAAGUUCAGCGUCUGGCUCGACAGAUGGUGUCAAGCCGACCAGCAAUCUGACUACGACGGUCUUGCCCGUUGUGCUUGGCGCUGGUCUUCCUAUCCUGUGUGCUAUUGUCGUUUUGAUAGUGCUGCACCGAAGACAUGUCCAGAAACUGAUGCGGGAAGAUGCAAACGACAAGCAUAAAUCCCUCGACUUCGGAAUGGAUACCGUUGGACCAGCUACACAGAGGCGAGGCCCUGGAGCCAUGCCCCCAAUGUCAGAACCCACUCAUACCAAGGGCCUGUCUCUCGACGUCGGUCCUUAUCUGAUCCCCCCGGGCAUGAAGAGCUCCAGGGACUCUUUGAACUCCAUCUCUCGCUCAAUAGACGAUGACAAGUACCGCCAAGCCACAAUUGUGGGUGACAAUGGCUCCAUCCAGUCAUUCCCUAGGGGAUAUCGUGAUGAUGCUUCGAGCUUUGGUGGUUCGCCCACCCGAUACGGGGCGGCCGAUGAGCCUGAGUCAGGUCUUCUCAAGAAUGCACAGAGGAUGUCUCGCUCAUCUCCGCCUAUGUACAGCUCCCCCACUGAAUCUCACAGAGGGAGCCCCGUGAAUCAGCGCAAGGACUUCCUGGGACCAGUUCCCGGUGUGACACCCCCGGCUCCUGUUGCGCAGGAACACAGCAUGGCGCCUGCAAGUCCCCCAACUGACCGGGGUUUCGCAUCCCCGCCUCCUUUGCCUCACCUAGAUUCGACCCCGAGUCUCCAUUUCGGAUUCGAGACCGAAAUCAAUCAUGUCAAUGCUCCCGCAGAACACCUGAACUUCCCUCUGCCGGAGACGUCGCAACCGCAUGAGCCUGAUCACGACCAGACGGCCUCGCAUCUUCCUCGUAUUUCCCUCCCGGCCAGCGAUAUUACCAGUAGUGACUAUGGUGACGAUCGCAAGUCGGAGCUCAUGAUUCCUCCCGUCAACGUCCAUGCCGCGGACGGACAUGAUAUCCCAAGCCAUGAAAAGCGCCCUGAGCUUCCAGAGGAGCCUCAAUCUCUGGACAAGCCAUAUGAUGAACACCGCGACACUCGCCGGAUGACUCUCGGUUUGCGCCCGCUGCCCCCUGAAGACCCUGCCGACAACCCUGAGCAGCGUGCCAACCGGAUUCGCUCCUUCUACAAGGAGUACUUCGACGAGAGCAAGACCGGCCGUGAGACCACAUAUUAUGAAGAUUUCGGGCCUGAGUUCUAUGAGGAUGGUGGUUUCGUUUAUGACCCGGUCACUGGUGACUACUUUGAUGCCGCCGCGCCGGCUCCCUUUGCUGAGCCAGUGACCCGUCGUGCUAUGACGCCGCCGCCGCGUGCUCCUCCACGUUUCCAGGGUGCCGCCGCUCGUCACCAGGCCACGAACUCUGCUGGCUUCAAUGGCUUCCCUCCUGGCCCCCGUGGCUUCUCGUCUGCUUCCGGGCCCCGGGCGUUUUCCUCGGCUUCCGGGCGUAUGCCUGGUCCCAGAGCUCCCCGGAAGCCGAUGCCUCCCCCGGCACCGCUUCAAGUGCUUCCCACUCCUCAUAUGCUGAAAGACGACUCCUUCAUGUCCACGAUCGACUUUGCUCCCGCAAACAGCUUCCUCGACCAGCGUGCGGGUACACCCACUAAUGGCAUGCGACCUUAUAGUCCCGCUGUGCGUGCGCAUACCCCACUGGCCUCUGCAUUUGAUGAGCUUGCGGUCAUGCCCAGCCCCCACGCUCUGCGAAAGUCUGGAACGUAUACGAACUUGGACUUCGUACCCCCGCCCCGUUUCAAGAACGAGGGUGCCGCCAGUGACGCUGGCAGUAUCCGCAGUAACCGCACCGCUGUUUCCAAUACUCACAUGAACAAUAUCCGCAAUGGUAACUACCGCAUCAGUCGAUUGCCUCCCGACACGGUCGGCACCAAGGACGAUUUGAUGACCAGCUUGCGUCCGCACUGGGAUUUGACCACCAAAUAA